This is a messenger RNA of Solea senegalensis (Senegalese sole), 1037 nucleotides long. RefSeq lists its product as uncharacterized. NCBI's taxonomy places the organism in Eukaryota, Metazoa, Chordata, Actinopteri, Pleuronectiformes, Soleidae. The record is from RefSeq and is a predicted model, not a curated record. Bases 64 to 768 code for a protein of 234 amino acids. The transcript is spliced from 4 exons.
UAGCCUGCUUGAUGGAAUACCCCCCAGGUUUGAACACUGUUGUUAUAUUGUUGCAGCAGCAUAAUGGAGACAACAUCAUCGCACUGCGGUGACAUCACUGGGGGUGGAGCCGACAAGAAAUCAAACCAAUCAGAGAGCAUCUUGACUCAGCCAACGGCCAAUGGGAUGCUACCACAUCAGAAGACAGAGGAGGCCCCACCCCCUCUCUCUGACAGGUCAGAGGAUGGUGACCUCAGUGAUGACUCAGUGACAGGCUCCUCCUCCUCCACCAAUGACAUCGCUCCACUGCUGCCGCAGCCCCCUGCUGCUGGACAGCGCAAACACACAGGUGUGGACACAUCAUCAGAGGCUACCGCCCCCGUUUGUGCUCCGCCCCCUCUUCAGUCGUCCUCCUGUCAUCAUCAUCAUCAUCAGAGCACCAAUCAGAAGCGUCUCUCCUCCUCUAAAGGCCCCGCCUCCUUAAAGACCGACGCUGCUCACAUCAAAGAAGUUGCUGGAGAUGACUGUUGUGUCCACUGUCUCCUGGCCUGUCUCUUCUGUGAGCUGCUGUCCAUGUGCUCGGCCGUGGGGGAGUGUCUGGCGUGUGCAGUGGGCGGGGUCAGCUGCUGUGACGCUGCUGUUGGCUGCUGUAGCUGCUGUGUGGAGGCGGCUUGUACAGAGGAGGCGUGUCAGGCCGUGUUGGAUUGUGGGAUACUGCAGGACUGCUGCGGAUCGUCCGACUGUCUGGACAUUUGUCUGGAAUGUUGCUCCAUCUGCUUCCCCUCAUGAAGCGGCCAAUCAGAGCGGAGCGUCAGGAUGACAUCAUCGCCUCACUGUGGAUGUUAAUUUAUCAGAUUAUUAUCGUGUAACUGCUGCUGUAAACAGCGUUAUAGGCGGGGCUUAACUUGAGAUAUGCUGAAGUAAGCUAACAGCUGCUAACAUGCUAACAGUUGUUGAUGUUUGCUGGGAUUUAGCCUCAUAGACACAGUUCAGGGUUAAAAGUCUGCGUCAGUUUAAGUCUACAAUGCCUUUAAAACACGUUCAAGUCUUUAUCUCAC